AGACGGAAAAGCCGGAAAAAGAUACGAGAAAUGCCUGCAAAGAAAAAACUUGAAGGCAAAGCUAAAGCCGGGAGUAUACCGGGGGAUACAGGAUCUGUGGCAACCGCGACUAUGGUUCGGUGCCAAAUGCCGCCGCGCGCCUGCAAGAGCAAGAGCCAGAGCGCCGCCAGGUCCAGUCUUAGUCCCAGCCGCCUGGCCAAGAAGCCCAGCCUGACGCCGACCACCGGUUCUCAGGCGCCAUCGCAGACCAUCGCAAAGUCGAGGCCCACCGGUCUCGAGACGAUUUUCGAACGGCCCGGCAAUGAGGACGACGGGCCCACCAGCAGCCAUGCCGUGGCAUUCGGCGAGUGCCAGCGCCGCGUCCUCGCCCUGGGUACGGGCGAAAAAAAAGAACCCUGUCGCAGAAGAGCUGCCUGAAGGUGCGCAACACCUUGGGCGAACGCAGCACCCGGCACAUGAUGACACUGCGGGCGUCCCGCACUACUUUGGACAGCGUAAUGC
This is a messenger RNA of Drosophila miranda, 501 nucleotides long. RefSeq lists its product as uncharacterized. The transcript is spliced from 3 exons. Lineage: Eukaryota; Metazoa; Arthropoda; Insecta; Diptera; Drosophilidae. The record is from RefSeq and is a predicted model, not a curated record. Bases 31 to 417 code for a protein of 128 amino acids.